Messenger RNA from Procambarus clarkii (red swamp crayfish), 450 nucleotides. Lineage: Eukaryota; Metazoa; Arthropoda; Malacostraca; Decapoda; Cambaridae. The record is from RefSeq and is a predicted model, not a curated record.
AUGAGCGAGGAUGUUGACGUCCAGUUGGCUGCUGCGGCUCCCCCUGCGUUCCCCAGCAGUCCUCCUGAUGGUGUGGCUCCUCCUCCGGGUCUUCCGGUGCCAUUGGCUGAUCUUCCUGCCCCUGUCGCUGUCACAGCUGCUCCCGGGGGUCUUCCAGAUGGUCUCUGCGUGUCGUCGACGUCUUCGUCUUCCUCGUCUCCUGCUGCUGCAUCUGGCCCUGCGCCUUCGCUGGGUGUUUCGGCUGAGCUGGAAGGUUCUCCGCAGUGGGGGGUGAUCGCUCCUACGAACGUAGGUGGUGUGGGUGCUGGUGCGGGACACGACUUUGUGUUGUUGCUGAAGAAGGAUGUUCAGCGUGGGGGGCCCCUGCAGGUGACACGUCCGAUGGUUGCCGCAGAGCCCUGUGGACCUGCCAAGGAGGCUGCGAGAUUUCAAAACAUUAAAACUAACUAA